GAUUGGUCCCUUCUCAGAUACUUCAAUGGAGAACUAUGGAUAUGACUGGUUAGCUUUAUGUUCCUUUUUUCCUGUCCGAAAACUGACAUUACAGGGGUGGCCUCACUCUGAGUCCCUGCCAAAUCAACUUCAAAAUCUGACUGCCCUGAUAGAAUUACAUCUAUUUGGUUUUGGAAUAGAAGCUUUACCAGAAUGGUUGGGGAACCUUGUUCAUCUUGAAGAACUAGAAGUAGUGAAUUGUGCUAAACUUCGAACUUUACCCUCCAUGGCUGCUAUGAGAUGCCUCACUAAGUUAAGUGAUUUGUGCAUCAAACACUGUCCCUUGUUGGAGGAACUAUGUACUCCUCAAAGCGGCCCUGACUCUGAGUGGUCUAAGAUUAACCAUAUACCUCAUAUCUUUGUUGGUCAGAUGACUGUUCAGUAUUUACCUUAUCACAGCUGGACAAGUCUUCUGCCGCAAUGAGUCUUCUGUAUGAUGCAACUAAAGCUCGAGCAGCAU
This is a messenger RNA of Coffea eugenioides, 499 nucleotides long. RefSeq lists its product as uncharacterized. NCBI's taxonomy places the organism in Eukaryota, Viridiplantae, Streptophyta, Magnoliopsida, Gentianales, Rubiaceae. The record is from RefSeq and is a predicted model, not a curated record. The coding region runs from base 26 to 463 and encodes 145 amino acids. The transcript has 2 exons.